This is a messenger RNA of Exophiala oligosperma, 2952 nucleotides long. RefSeq lists its product as uncharacterized. Lineage: Eukaryota; Fungi; Ascomycota; Eurotiomycetes; Chaetothyriales; Herpotrichiellaceae. The transcript has a single exon. The coding region runs from base 120 to 2495 and encodes 791 amino acids. Gene Ontology annotation, biological process: cellular response to heat. Gene Ontology annotation, cellular component: cytoplasm; mitochondrial matrix. Gene Ontology annotation, molecular function: ATP hydrolysis activity; ATP binding. The record is from RefSeq and is a predicted model, not a curated record.
AGUACUAGUACCUCGAAACUUUCGCUCUUCUGUUAUAGAGACAAUGUUAUAUCGUCUCCUGUAUCACCGAUAGCACCCGUUGGAAGUGUCCUUCAUAGGCACAGCAGUAAGACUUCACAAUGAACGUCGCAAGAUCCUCGCUCGCGCGGCGGGCAAACGCACCUCGCUCCAUAUCGAUACCUUUGUGUCGUCGAACACCAUCGGCUUUAAUGUCUCCCAGCCUCAGAUCCUCCUUACCCACACGCUCCGUCAUCCCAACAACCAGCCAUCCAACGCUUUCCUUCGUCAGAACAUACGCAAAUGGACGACCUCAUCCGCCCGGCGGCACCCACCGUAUGAACAUGAGCGGCGAGCCAGAAAAACCUGCCUUGGAGGAGUAUGGUGUUGAUCUCACAGCCCGCGCCAAAGAAGGAAAGCUUGAUCCGGUCAUUGGAAGAGACGGAGAGAUUCACCGCACAAUUCAAAUUCUUUCGAGGCGGACGAAGAACAAUCCGGUCUUGAUUGGUGCCGCGGGCACAGGCAAGACAGCCAUCCUCGAGGGCCUGGCUCAGCGAAUAGUCAGAGGCGACGUACCAGAGAGCAUCAAGAACAAGAGAGUCAUUUCCCUGGAUUUGGGCCAGUUGAUCGCAGGCGCCAAGUUCAGAGGUGAUUUUGAAGAACGACUGAAAAAGGUGCUGAAAGAGGUGGAAGAAGCUCAAGGAGGCGUCAUUCUGUUCGUCGAUGAGCUGCAUACUCUUUUGGGCUUGGGGAAAGCAGAAGGUUCCAUCGACGCGAGCAAUCUGUUGAAGCCUGCUUUAUCCCGCGGCGAACUGCAGUGUUGUGGUGCCACAACUUUGAAUGAGUACCGUCAAAUUGAAAAGGAUGUGGCGCUCGCACGACGUUUCCAGCCUAUAUUGGUCGGUGAACCGUCAGUACAGGACACCAUAUCUAUCCUGCGAGGUAUCAAGGACAGGUACGAAGUGCAUCAUGGUGUUCGUAUCACGGACGGUGCCCUCGUCGCUGCCGCAACAUACAGCAACAGAUACAUCACUGAUCGUUUCCUUCCGGACAAGGCCAUCGACUUGGUCGACGAAGCUGCGUCGGCUUUACGUUUACAACAAGAGUCGAAGCCAGAUUCUAUCCAGAAACUUGACAGAGAAAUCAUGACGAUACAAAUAGAGCUCGAGUCCUUACGUAAGGAGACCGAUGUUGCUUCCAAGGAGCGACGACAGAAAUUGGAAGAUACACUGGUGGAAAAGAGAAAAGAGGUCUACCGCCUGACCGAGAUUUGGGAUCGCGAAAAGGCAGAGAUCGAAACUAUCAAGAAGACCAAGGAAGACCUGGAAAAGGCUCGUUAUGACUUGGAGCAAGCCCGGCGAGAAGGUAAUUUCGCCAGAGCCGGUGAACUCCAGUACGCCACCAUUCCCAAGCUCGAAGACCAAUUGCCUAAGGAAGGUGAGGAAGUGAAAACGACGACCAAGGACGGAGAGACGUUGAUCCACGACUCUGUGACUGCCGACGAUAUCGCCAACGUGGUCAGUCGCACGACGGGUAUCCCAGUGACCAAGCUCAUGUCAGGAGAAGUCGAGAAGCUCGUCAAGAUGGAGGACAAGCUCCGAGAACAUGUCCGGGGUCAGGAUGAGGCUCUGACUGCGGUUGCCAAUGCCGUCAGGAUGCAGCGUGCCGGUCUGAACAACGAGAACCGGCCGCUCGCGAGUUUCAUGUUUCUCGGUCCCACCGGUGUAGGCAAGACGGAACUGUGCAAACAGAUUGCCAAUUUCCUCUUCAGCACAGAAAGUGCGGUGGUCCGAUUUGACAUGUCAGAGUUCCAGGAGAAGCACACUGUCUCCCGCCUUAUCGGUGCGACGGCAGGCUAUGUCGGUUACGAAGACGCAGGUCAAUUGACCGAGGCCGUCCGACGGAAACCUUAUGCUGUCCUGCUCUUUGAUGAGUUCGAAAAGGCGCACCGGGACAUUUCAAGCUUGCUUCUGCAGGUUCUAGACGAAGGUUUCUUGACUGAUGCGCAAGGCCACAAGGUUGACUUCCGGAAUACUCUGAUCGUCUUGACCAGCAACCUCGGCGCCGAGAUCCUGAUGGGUUCGGGUGCGAAUGUCGAGAACGUCACUCCCGAACAGAAGAAGGGCGUCAUGGAGGUCGUUCAGGCAAGCUAUCCUCCAGAAUUCCUCAAUCGUAUCGACGAGUUCAUCAUCUUUAACAAGCUGUCCAAAUCGGCGUUGAGGGACAUUGUCGAUAUUCGCAUCAAGGAGCUCCAGACCAGACUUGACGAUCGCAGAAUUCGCCUCGACAUCUCGAAUUCGGUCAAGGAUUGGCUUUGCGAGAAGGGGUACGACCCUCGAUAUGGCGCUCGUCCUCUGAACAGGCUGAUACAGCACGAGAUUGGACGCAGGUUGGCCGACAGGAUCAUUCGCGGCGAACUGAAGACCGGCGAACUGGUAAAGGUCGUCAUCUCGAAGGAUGGAAGUACAUUGGAAUUGGAACCUGCGAAGACUUCUUGAGAGGAGACCACCACGUCACCAAUGCGACCGCGAUACGUCUCGGCAAAGCGCGCGAGCCUUACCAAAUUUUGAUAUGCAGGCGUCUUUCAAGGCAGAAUUCUGCGGCCUCUUCAUUGUGCGGCAGCCAUAGAGAUCAACCUCUGUGCUAUUUCGUUUACUGCCACCAAGCUUAUCGACCGGGACCUCAAAGGGAUCCUAUGUAUAUCACCCAAACAUCAAGCCCAAUGGGAGAGACGCUGUGAAAUGCUCUAUCUUCCUCUUGGAACAUUCUGUCAACGUAUAUACACGAUUGCAUGAACAACUCUUGACGGACGCUGCAUGACUUGGAGUUUUUUUGGUUUGGCAUUUUGGGCAUUGCCAUGCACGGAAUGAGGAUUAAUUGAUUGAUACCCCUCCCAGCUCUCGACUCCAUUUUGUAAAUACUGUACAAUGAAUAUAACAAAUGUCAUUUUCACAA